AUGGUAUCUCUCGAUUUUUUGGACGAUGUGCAGUGGAUGAACAAGCAGCAGCUCUAUUAUCUAGUCUUAAAUUUUGGAAAGAUUGUCUCCUCGGCACUAAUGCUCCGGAAGGGGUUAACGGUUAGAACUGGAAGUGAAAGUCCAGCUGUGGCGGUGCUCAGUGGCAGCAUGGAACGUGCAUUCCAUAGAGGAGAUUUUCUCUUUCUAGCAAAUCGAGUUGAAGAUCAUCCCGUAGGAGUGGAAGAAAUUGUUGUUUUUAGGAUAGAAGGAAGAGAGGUUCCUAUAGUUCACCGAGUCUUGAAGAUUCAUGAAAAGCAAAAUGGACGUAUGAAGUUUCUGACCAAAGGAGAUAACAGUGUGGUUGAUGACCGAGGCCUGUAUAAACAAGGACAACACUGGCUAGAGAAGAACGAUGUUGUGAGGAGAGCGAGGGGAUUUGUUCCUUACGUUGGGAUUUACUCUUUUUGCUGGUCCAUUGUGAGUAAGAAGACUGCCUUGCUGUUCCUGGAAGAUGCUGUACUUUUUGUUCCUGAAUGUUUGGAGUAG
Molecule: messenger RNA, 546 nt
Organism: Balaenoptera ricei (Rice's whale)
Lineage: Eukaryota; Metazoa; Chordata; Mammalia; Artiodactyla; Balaenopteridae
Product: signal peptidase complex catalytic subunit SEC11A-like
Exons: 2
Coding region: 1-546 (181 amino acids)
Cellular component (GO): signal peptidase complex; membrane
Molecular function (GO): serine-type endopeptidase activity
Source: RefSeq, a predicted model, not a curated record